ACCAACACCAAUAAGGAUCAACCCCCUGAGUGAACGGACGCUGCUGUCCCGGCCGAGGCGCUGGGUGCUCACCUGCAUCCGGGCCAAGCUGGGGGUGGUCAGCGCUACCCUGGCGCCUGUCGGAGGACGCUCGAGGGCUGGGCAGUGGUGUUAUGACUCACAGGACCCACAAUGCGGGCCAAGCCACUGGAAGGAGCUGAAAGCCACAUGCGGUGGUGACAAGCAGUCCCCCGUGAACAUUGACAGGCGUCGGCUGCAGCGGGAUGGUGGCCUCGGGGAUAUCCUCUUCGAGGGCUACGACCAGGCUCCCCCCGGCAAGUGGAGGCUGACAAACAAUGGGCACACAGUGAUGCUGAGCCUGGCAAGUGAGUUGGCCUCUGAGCACAUCACCAUCAGCGGUGGGGGACUCCCUGGCAGGUACCGUGCACUCCAGCUCCACUUCCACUGGGGCAGCCCAGCAGGGAAUGGUUCUGAGCACACCCUUGAUGGGCGCCAGUUCCCCAUGGAGCUGCAUAUUGUCCACAUGAAUGUCAAGUACCGGACGCUGGCAGAGGCCAAGGGGCAUCCCAAUGGGCUGGCUGUCCUCGGCUUUUUCUUUCAGGUCUCUGAAACCCCUAACACUAACUACAACACCAUUGUGGCGGGUCUGAGGAAUGUCUCCCACUCUGGGGACUUUGUGGAUUUGGCCUCCACCUUUCGCCUGAGCACUCUGCUGCCACGUACUAGAUGGCUCUCUGGGUACUACCGCUACCAGGGCUCCCUCACCACCCCUGACUGCAGUGAGGUCGUUGUCUGGACUGUCUUUGAGGAGAUGGUGGAGAUUGGUCGGGAGCAGCCGACAAAUGGAUCCAAGCUCCUAAAAAUGAUCAACAACUUUCGCCCGCCGCAGCCCCUCCGCAACCGCAAAGUCUUUGCCUCCCGGGGGGCCACAGCCAGCGGUAGGUCCCUGCAUGGAGGCCACCACCAGCUCCUCUCGCUCCUGCUCCUCCUGGCUCUGCUUGGCUCUUUCUCACCAGCCCUGUAG
Acanthisitta chloris (rifleman) is the source of this 1024-nucleotide messenger RNA. Its product is annotated as carbonic anhydrase 15-like. Gene Ontology annotation, molecular function: carbonate dehydratase activity; zinc ion binding. The record is from RefSeq and is a predicted model, not a curated record. The annotation marks the transcript as partial. The transcript is spliced from 8 exons. Gene Ontology annotation, cellular component: plasma membrane. Lineage: Eukaryota; Metazoa; Chordata; Aves; Passeriformes; Acanthisittidae.